AUGAUUAACCAUCUUCCAGAGUCGACUCUCUUCCAUGACGAUGCCCUUACUCCAGUAUUCUCGUGGAACAAGAAAGCAUAUACUGCUGAACGUUUGAUACAUAUUUUGCUGGAUAAGCAAGAAAGUGGCAGACUCUGUGUCAUGAUGCCAAUUAACGUAGCGCGUAAUGUAACAUUCCUGAUCAACAACACGAAGAUGGAAGAAGACAUAAAGUGUGACAACAUGGGUAUAUGGGCUUCAUUCGGGCUCCCCCAUGAGAUCCUUUGCGGUAUUGCAUAA
Molecule: messenger RNA, 279 nt
Organism: Paramuricea clavata
Lineage: Eukaryota; Metazoa; Cnidaria; Anthozoa; Malacalcyonacea; Plexauridae
Source: the annotation of a GenBank genome assembly